Messenger RNA from Pelobates cultripes (western spadefoot toad), 12574 nucleotides. The record is from the annotation of a GenBank genome assembly. Lineage: Eukaryota; Metazoa; Chordata; Amphibia; Anura; Pelobatidae.
CCACACAAAAUAAUUAUUAUUUUGGAGAGUUUAACUCUCUGAAAGCAAAGUUUUGUAUUGCAUUUUAAGUACUGUUUUAUAUUUUAACCCAAAUAGGGUCAUUUUUGCAGUCAUCGCAAAAAUCUAUAUCUUUCACAAAGGGUGGAAGAGCUGAAUAUGCUGCAAAACUUGGAUUCCCAAACAAUGGGAAAUAUCCAGAAGAAAAUAUAUUUGCAGACUGGGUGGCAUCUGUUGUAGACAAUCCACUGUUAGUUGAAUUUGAGGUAAGUUAGUAAUUUCAAAUAUACAUAGUGGUUUUCAUUGCAUAUUAUAAAAUAAAGUAUACAUUUUAUUUUCUCAGAGAUUCUGCUAUACUAUUUGUUACGUUCAUUUUUAAUGACUGCAUUUUUCCAGAAAAAAAAAAAACAUGUGCAGUGCUGCAGGAGCACACUAUUAGGGAUGGAUCUACUCCCCUUUUCCCCACAAAACUAGUGUCCUCAAUGCUAGCUAAUCUAAUUGAUGAAUGUGACUAGGUGGAUGGUGGGAUGAUAAGUGGGACAGAGCUGAGAGAGGCUAUGUUUGUGUGUAUGUGUAUGGAGGCUGCUUGUUGUUGUAUGUUUGUGGGAAGCUGUUUGUGGGGUGCAUGUCUGGGGGUGGAAUCUUGCUGUUUUGCAUUUGUGGUUGUAGUGGAGGAAAAGGGGCUGUAGAGGGAGGAUUAGGUCUGUAGCAGAGGAAUAGGGGCUGAAGUGGGGGAUAGUAGCUAUGGUGGGGGGUAAUGGUUAUGGUAGGGGGAGUGGCUAUACUUGAAUGACAGGGGCUGUGGUGAAGGGAAAGGGACUGUAGUUGGGUGACAAGGGCUGUAGUUUGGUAACAGGGGCUGUUGUGGGAUGUACUGUAGUGCGGUAACAGGGGCUGUGGUGGGGUGAUAAGUAUCUUCCCCUCUCCCAGGGAGGGGUGGAAUUAUUUUCCCUAUGGUAUAGUGGGAGAUGAAGUAAGUCUGCACCCCCUUGCUGGUGCCAGGACAUGUAUCAGAUCAUUGUAGUGGUAACCUGCGGUAAUGCUCCAAUAUAGUACAGAGGCUUUCCAUCCCUGUGUCCGUCCCCAUGUGUUUAUUUCAAUGUACUGGGUUUUGCACAGUCCUCAUGCUAAGGUGUUAUUCACCCUGAUUAUUCCAGCUUUGAAAACUCAAUCAAAUUAAUAUUAAUAUUGCUUUUAUGUAUAACAAUAAUAUUGCUUUUAUUUGCCCCUUCCCCUCUGACACAUUUGUCAUCUGUCUUUGUUUUGACAUCAUUGUUAAAACAUGCCCUUUCUUUUGAUAAAAACAAGAUACAGACCAGUGACAUACCAUUCCUUUGAUGCAAAGUAGCUACAUCAAAACCAAUCACAGUUCUGACGCAUGUGCACAUCUGCCAUUAGGUGCAGUAAAAAGAUUACAAAGCUACAGAAAUAUACCAUACUUUAAAAGGUCAUCACCGCCACAGUAUUACUUUAAUUUAAUGAGUAUUUUGAGUAUUACAGUGUAUUAUUACCUGAUUUGUUUCUCAUUAGCCCAAUUUUCCUUGUAACCUUCAUUAUAAGGAAUUUACUGGAUUCACGGAGGCUACCAAACAAUUGCUUUCACACCUGUAUUUCUGUCAAAGAAAUCCUGGAAAGUAUUCGUUAUGGCAAAAUAUUUCUUAAAUGUCUUUCUUUUUUAAAUCUUGCUUUAAAAGUAUAACAAGAGUUUAUUUUACAUAACUUAUAGUAUUGUUUACUUUUUACUGCCAAACUCACAAUUCUCUUUAAUAAGAGUCAAUGUUUUGUGUUUUUUGUCUUCAAGUUGGCCCCAAUUCUUGAUUUAAUAAGUGGAUUUCCAUGCUCAGUAACAAAGAAACGGAACCUCCUGAAAGCUUUUGAUACCUAUAUGGGGAGGUUUGACCCAUGUAAAUGUUCGCCAUGCCCCAACAAUGCCAGGGCAGUUUUGUCGGGCAAAGAAUGCCUCUGUAUUUGUGGAACUGGGACCUACGGUGAAAGCUGUGAAAAGCGAGCACCGGAUUACAGUUCAGGUACAUGAAUAAUGUAUAUUCCAUAUAUGUGAUUACGAUCAAAACUAAGUUAAAUUUUAUCAACAACACUAUACCAUAUGGUUAAAUGGACAAAUGUUUAAAAUAAACUUCAGUUUUGUGACCACAUAGAAGAUUUUGUUUUAGGGAUAGAUUAGUCUAUCCCUAUUUUCUUGUAUCUUAAACUGUGGUUUCACUACCACUCCCAUAAUUGUACUCAAGCCUUUGCAGCCAAAAUUAGCUAAAAAGCUGUUGUUGAACACUGUUAGUUUAAGCUAAGCAAAUUCAAAUAAUAAUAAACUCAAAUAAUAAAGGAGUUAAAUUUUGCUCAGGUGGAGGUAGAUAUCAUUUAAGAAGCCACUGAUGUGUGCACUGUAACCAAAAUAUGCUGGUAUUUUCUGGAUCGAUAGAGCUAUCUAAUAUUUCUGUCUUUUUUUAUGCAUGUAAAGCUGUUGUUGAUGGUUCGUGGAGUUGCUGGUCCCCAUGGACUAGCUGUGAUGUUUCCAUAAUAAGAACAAGAAAAAGAGAGUGUAAUAAUCCUGCUCCUCGUAAUGGGGGUAAGGCGUGCGAGGGCGAGAAAACACAAGAAGGACGCUGCUUUAUCUCUCUAUUUGAAGACAAGUAAGUCAAAUAUAUCAUAUUCUUUGAUGAAGGGCAUAACUAGAACUCACAGGGCUUGAUGCAAGAAUCAAAGAAAAGUGAUUUACGUAAUAAAGUGGACAUAAGUGUAAUUUUUUUAUUUGCUAAAAAAAUUAGAUUUUGUUUUUUGUUCAUUUUAAAUAAAAUAUAUUGUCUCAUCAAGCACUUUAAAAGAUGGCCGUCAAUGAUAAGGGCAGAUUGUGUUUUCUAGGCUUGGGCACAAAUCCCACGAACGAAUCAUAUGCUUGUUAAUCGCUGGCUGACCAAAUUGAUUUAUUCGUAAUUUUUCCGAACUAAUCUAUUUGUUUGUCCAGCCAUUAGCUGGACCAAAUCUAUGCAACUCUAUAGUUUUCUAACCUCGUACUGCAUAGAGAGUGACUUCAGCAAUGCAUUAGUCCCCAUAGAGCCCUGUUUAAAGGAUAUCAUGCAGUAUGGAAGACCCUGAUAUAAGGGAAAAGCUACGACAUGUCCUCUUCUACCUUAGUAGAGAUUAGUGGGACUUUUGCUCCCAGUAUUAACAUCAGCAGAGCAAUCAAAACAUCUCAGUGUUGAAUCCCAGUUAGAUCACUACAACAAUGAGUGACCUUGGGCAAGACACCAACAAUAUAUAUCCACCUAUCUCAAAUCCCAGUAGACUGUAAAUUCAUUUGAGCAGGGUCUUCAUUACCUCCCUCUAUAAUUGUAAAGUACUGCAGAAUAUGCUGGCGCUAUAUAAAUAAUAAUAAUUUCUUCCAGAUAAUAGAUAUCAUUUGCUUCUGCCGCCAUUUUAUUAUAAUCCCUAUCACAUUAGUGAACUAUAUGUAUUUAUUGAGAAAGGGUCCAAAUUAAUGGCAGGAGCAAUUGGGAGCCACUGCCAGGAGUGUUAUAUCAGACAGGUACAUUCAUGCCCUAAACCUAAGUCUUGUUUUAGCAAUAUCUCUAAUCUAACUCUAGCUCUCAUGCUAACCGCUAAAUAUUGUGUAAUAUUAAAGAUAAUUAACAGUGAAGGUUGUAUCAGGGGGAUAUAAUGACAUUUCUGGGUUCUGGAGUAAUUCAUAGUCUUCUUGAUCUUUGGUCUUGCAAAUAAACCUCUUUUUCUUCAGAGCAGCACUGUGUAUUAAUGAAAAUGAGGAAAAGAAGGAAAUAGACCAAGAACAACCAGAUCGUGACAGUGGAUGCCGUAAACCAGAUCCACCAGAACAUGGAUACAUCGUUGUAAGUUGUUGUUUCAUAUUGUUUUGUAUUGUGUCUUGUUCUAAACUAAAAUAAUGAAACAGUUCCAUGGACAUGAUGCAGCUUUGCAGAUGUUACAAAUGCUUAGAUUCUAUUUAUUACAAAAUUUAAUAUAUUACAAUCCUUUUUUUUUUUUUAUCUUGUUUUUAUUUAAAUUUUUAUGUUGAUUACAUCGGUCAUUAAAGAUAUGACCCAAAAAAAACAAUCAAAUACAUAGGAUACAGAAAAGAAAAACGGCGGGGGAGGGGAACAGACCAUAAAAUGUUUGCCAAUUGCAUGUAAAUUUAUAAACAAUAACAUCACAUGCAGUAUCAUUUAUCUCUCUUACGUAUAUUGCAAACCACUAUCUUGUCUACAGGAGUGGGGGGGGGGGGGGGGAAGAUUAAAAAGAUUUCUUUCUUUCCUUUCUCUUUUCCUUUUUAUAUUUUUAUUUUUUAUUUUUUUAAGGGCUAUGUAGCAAUAUUCAUCAUUGGUAUAUACUGAUCUCUUAUUUCCAACCACUGUUGCCAUCUUUGUUUAUAUAGAUCCUCUCUACCCUUAACUCGGCUUGCUAUUUUUUCAUAGAGGCUAAAAGAAUCAAAUCUGCUCAAGACCUCUGAUAUUGUUGGUGUUUGUGUUUGUUUAUGAGCAAUGGUAAUUUUUGUUGCUGUUAAGCAAUGAAUAAUCAUAUAUAUUGCUUCUUCCCUAAAUUGUAUAGGGAAUAUAUGGAGUAAAAAACAUUAUGGUCUGAAUGGAACAGUGACCUUCAGUGCUAUCCUAAAAAAAUUUUCUAUAUCCUCCCAUAGUUUAGUAAUGCUCGGGCAAAGCCAAAAGAUAUGAAGUAUAGACCCCUCGUGUUUUAAACAACGCCAGCAUAAGUUGCUCGUUCCUGAGUAAAUAUGUGCUAAUUUGGCUGGAGCCCAAUACCAUCGCAUAAUAACUUUGCAGUAAGUUUCCAAGUGAUCAAGACUACAGGAAACCUCUUUAGUUUUCCUUUGUGCCUGAAACCAAGUUGUUAGCGGGAAUGAUUCCCCUAAAUCACUUUCCUAUUUUAGAACAUAUUUCUGUUUCUUAGGUUCCCCCUGUGUUAGCAGAGUAUUAUAACAAAAAGACAAUGUUUUGCUGUUAGGUAAUUUCCUCGUGCAUUUUAGUGCAAACGAUGUUAGUGACUGUAUCUCUUUAAUUUUGUUUAUGUAUAGAAUAUUCCUAAUCCUUAGAUAUGUGAAUAUUUCUCUGGGUGUAGGGAGUACUCUUUAACCAGUUCGGGAAAUGAUUUGGCACCUGAGCCAUUAAGUAAUGACCUUAUAUGACAUAUACCUAGCUGUGUCCAAGGUUCCAACUGCAGGUCUGGAGUAAAAACAGUCAGAGUCUGCAGAGGUGCAACAAAUAAUAAAUCUUGUCCUACUGAAAGUUUGAGAAUUGACUCUCUCCAUAUAUGGAGAAGAGUUUUUGUGGUUGGGAACAACUCUGUUGCCUUAUUAGGUACUAUAUUCCCAGACCAUAGUGCGAACGAUAAUGAGCCUUGUAAAAAUCAUGCACUUUCUAGUGCCAGCCACAAUGGAGACCUUGAGCAAGUAGUGUAGCCUUAUAAUAAAUUUUGACAUUUGGAACACCUAAACCACCUUUAGCAAAUGGAGGCCAAAGCUGGUCUUGUGCGAUUCGUGGGGGUUUCCUUUUCCAGAUAUGCGCAUUGAUAAGUGCCUGGAACUUCCGAAGUAUGGUAUUUGGAAUGGUAAUUGGCAAUGUCCGAAAAAGAUAUAGGAUAUGGGGCAGAAUCAUCAUUUUUAUUGUUUGUAUACGACCCAACCAGGAUAUUUCUUUAUUUUCCCAUUUUUUGAGUUGGCGGUCUAAUUUAUAUAUUAAUGGUAGAUGGUUUUCUUUUAUUAUCAACGUUUGUGUUAUGGGAAGUUUGAUACCUAAAUAGGAUAUGGAUGUUUUGCGCCAGUCAAAUGGAUAUAAUGAUUUUAAGCGUUGUAUAGUAGCUGUUGAGAGCCCUAGUACCAAUGCCUGUGAUUUUUUUGAAUUAUUUUUAUAAUAUGACAAUUGGCCAUAUCUUUCAAGCAUGCUCAAUAAUUGAGGUAUUGAUGAUUCUGGGUCUGAUAAAAAUAAUAGGACAUCAUCUGCAAAAAGAGUGAUUUUUAGAUCCCCUAUUGGGGUAUUUAAACCUUUGAUUCCUUUCUGAGCUUUAAUAUGUCUUACAAGGGGUUCCAUGCACAAAAUGAAAAUCAGUGGGGAUAGUGGGCAUCCUUGUCUGGAUCCAUUUGUAAUAUAUUACAAUCUAAGCUUAAAGCAUACAUUUUGGUGGUGUGCAGGAGAAGAUCCAGGCUACUUGGGGAUGUAUAGACUGUGGGGGUUCCUAUGUGGGAAAUAUAUAUUUUUGUGUGUUUUCAUAUUUUGUUAUUUUAUGCUUAGGCAUGGUGACAUGGCAUUUUGGGGACAUUUUGUAGGCGAGUUUAUGGGAGUGUCAUGGUAGUGUCAUGGGUGUGUUUGCUGUGUCCCCGUAUUGUAUAAAAACAGGCCAUUGAGCCUCGAUUAAACAGAUUUGUUUUACCCUUCAUCAAGUCUAGGUUGAUGUUCCGGGACUUGGGAGCUAUAAUCACUACAUCACUUGGGGUUUGGGAGACUAACAGCGGGUAUACUCUGCCGGAGUAUAGGGGAUCCAUCACACAGACUUUUUUUCCAUGGUUUCAAUGUGGGUUACUUAAAUAAUUCUGGAUUUGGUAUUUGCAGGAUGAAAAGAAUUGGUAUUCUAUAGCUGAUGAGGCUGAAAUAGUCUGUCUAGCGGGAUAUGAACUUUCUGGGUACCAGUUCCUACGGUGUCUUCCAGAUGGCACCUGGAAGCAAGAGGCUGUUGAGUGUAAAAGUAAGUGUUUAUUUUAAGUCUCUCUCUUCCAUUUAUAUGAUAAGGCUCUUUUUUUCAGCAACUUCUUUAUUUUUAGUCUAUAUUAUACUAAGGAAGAUGCAACUAGGGACAACUUGGGGAAUCUUGGAACUGUUCUACAAUUAGUAAGUUCACCCUAUUCUCACCAGGAGUGGCCAAAGUUAUUAAUAUCCUGGGAAAGCUAUGACUAUAAGCACCAUAUAAACACCAUAUAACAAACUGACUAUGUAGAAACUUAGUACGUAAACGCAACUACUGUAUAGGUUUGGUAAGUUGCUCAGUUGAGUCUGUAAAAUAGAAUAAACAGUAAAUUUGCUCAAUUCUGGCAGCAAAGUAGAGUCUGAGUGAACUCAAUCACGAGCCUGUGCAGUCUGUCUUAAUUAUCCAUCUCAUGUUAAUAAAGCUUAAAGGGUUAUAACAAGAACCAUAACCACUUCAGUGAUUUGAUAUUGUCAUGGUGCCUAGAGCCGGUAGUUGUUAUGACGCUUGGAAUGACCCUUUAAUGAAGUGAAUAUUUUAAGAUAUUUCUGAUGUAACCAUUACCACUGCUCUUUUAGUAGUGGUAGUUUUGCAUCCCAUGCUUAUUUAGGCGCAAAGAAAAGAAAAUGACUGAUAUAACUAUUUUAAGUUGUAUAUUUGCAAAUGAACAAUAAAGUUUGUUUUUAUCAGCAAGAUUUUAACGUUUGUGAGUUUUAAGCAACAAGGUCGCGCGACUGGGAAAUAUUUCUUCAUUGUGUAAAAAAACCGGGUUGUCUUGCCAUCUGACUCUAAAUAAUGAUAAUAAAUUACAGGUCAAAGAAUUUGUGGAGAGAGUAUUUUUAUAAAGUAGAUGUGGCAUGAAUGUCGACUUGCAAAGUAUGCCAAAAGUGGACCCAGUUGAACAGGGAAUGAACCUACUUUACCUUAUGGCUCUCUUAUUUAGGAAUUAAAAAACAAUUAUGAUUCGUUGAUGUCUUCUUUUUUUCUAUUUCAGGAGCGAUGUGCUCAAGACCAUUAGCAUCCGAAGACAUCACAAUAUUCCAGUAUAAAAAAGAAUAUAAAGUCGGGGAAACUAUUCAGAUAUCCUGCCCUCAAGAUUUGGUUGUAACGGGUCAAAACAUCUACAGAUGUGGAAGUGAUUUCACGUGGGAUCCUCCUAUAUUGCAUGAACUUGCUUGCGAGAAAGGUUAGAUUUUGAAGGAUUUUUUAAAAUAAUUGAUUAUGUGCAUUAAGAUUUUUGCAGUAUAUUAUCCAUACAAUAUCUAAUUGAGAAUGUAAAAACUUAAAAAAAUAUUUUUUACAAAUAAUAAGCACAUGUAAAACUAAUUGGAAACUCCUCCUUCUGUAUUGUGAUUGGAUGAAAUUAGAGUGGUUUGUGAUUGGAUGGACUGUAAUGGUUAUUAAUUAUUAAAAUGGUAAUAAAAUGUGCUAGAGCUGUCAAGAAAUGUAUUUUUUUGUCUCCCAAGUAGUUUUCCGUUCCUAAAAGAUCGUACUUACAUCAGUGCCAAAUGUUUCUCUUGUGAUCUUGAUGCACCUCGUUUUGUCCAUUUCUAUAUUGUUUGGGCAAUGUUGCACAUAACAUCACAGGGUACACAAAGAAGCAAACAGUCACUCUCUAAAAGCGUUGCUACUGUGCUGGAGUGACUUUCAAAACUAUAAUUAUAAUGUGACUUUGUGAGACUUGCUUUGAGAGAUUUCUCUGUGGUAGAUAUGUAGGUUCAGAUGUGAUGGUUUACCAAAUUGUGUAUUUUUCUACUCCAGAACCAGCUAAGGUAUUUCAAGGAAACUGUGAUCCAGGCCAAAAGCAAGUGGGAUCGGAAUGUGUCUGCGUGUCCCCAGAGCAAGAUUGUCGGUAAGGCGUUAAUGUAUAGCUGAUGGAAAUCACAGGUAGUAACAUAGUAACAAAGCCCCAUGAAAAUGGGAACAAUAUAUCCUCAUCCCCACCACCAGACACUCUUUUAAUGGUUUUUGAUAGUACAGAUCACGCUGUCAUCACCUCCAUAAAUUGAAGACUGACUUUAAAUUACUGAGUUGCAGUAGAUUGACUUUAAAAAUAUCAACUUGGAAAGUUGAGUUUAAAAAAGGUCUCCUCAAAAUAGGGAGAUGUUAUAUUGAUAUUGUAUUGUGAUCAUAUGACUGGAAUGCCAUUCAACCCAUGCAGAAAAAAAAAUUGCAUUGAAAAGGACACGUUUUGUAUGAAUGGGUACAAGAUUUAUGGUUAGGGGUGUUUGAAGGAACACUCAAAUCAUCUUUAGCUUGUUGAAGUGCUUUAUGUGUGAAGAGUGAGACCUAUUUUUUUUCUUUUUUGAGUUUUAUAAACAUUGCAGAUUUCAAUAGAAAUUGUCACUUUUAUAAAUUAUCCUUGUUACACCCCUCUGGCUGAAAGUAGGAGCACCGGUCCUGUUACUUCCUGAUUCUUUUCCUCAGUGGAGCUAAACUCAAGAGGAAGACAAUUGUCCAGAGCACCUGUCUUGCAAAGAUUUCUCAUUGAGCUCCAUUGGGAAGUCUGUGAUUGGACAGUCACAGAAAGUUUGGGCUAGUGAAGAAGGAGAAGGCUUGCAAAGGCUUUAGAUAAGAGAUCUGCAGCUUUUAAAAUCUGGUUUAGAUAUAUCUAGUGAAAUACCCGAUUGUUACUGUUAUAUAUACAGUUAGUUUUGUUAAUAUUUUAGAUGAUUGAAUUUGAUUAUUUACGUCCAGAAAAAAAACCCAGUAAUGCUGUAAAAUGUUUUGAGAUAUGGUCCUGAAACAUUAAAUCUCUGAUCUCUCCUUUUAUUUGAUUAGGUAUGACAAAGAACAUCUGUGCAUAUAUGAUGAAAAUGCUGAUAGUGGCGUCACUAUGUCACUCUGUCAGUACCUGGCCGAGAAGUGCUUGGGAACUAAACAACUUGUUUUCUUGAAUAAUGGGCCGUGCAGGAAUGUCAACCUAAACUGGGUCCGUGAUAGACUGACCAUGUCUGUGAGCAGUGUAAAGAAAGAACCUUGCGGACAUGAUUUCUGCUAUGACUGGGAAAGAUGCGCAGGUAACAUCAAGGGCUAACUUGAUUAAUAUGUCAGCUAUUAACUAGUCUAACCUCUGAAUUAAAUACACAAUGAAUUAAGAUGUUGACUUUGACUCAUUCUGGCACAGUUCACAUCUAGUUCACAAACCACAUGGAUAAAUGUUGAUAGUUGUUGCUGUGAAUAUUCCAUGUUAAUGCAAUUUAUCAACUUAUAAAUCUUGGUAAAGACACUGCUGUUGAAGAUUUACCUUUCUGAGCCAGAGGCUGCACCCUGCCACUUACUUACUUUUUUUACCUGCUGUCUCCCGGUUUAAAAUCAGAUAAGCUUUUCAGAUGAUUUAAUAUUUUUGGAUAAACCUUUCAAAUUAAAAUUUUCAAAAUAUUAAAAUAAAAAAAAAUACCAUAUGAUAUGUUGAUAUUAAAAUAUCAACUUAUUAUGAUAUUAAAAUAUUUUUCAAACUAUUACAUCAUUUUAUAAGUUUAUACAGAAAUGUUAGAUCAUUUGAAAAGCGUAUCCAACAAUAUUAAAUUAAGGCCCAGGUAGACCGUAUCAGUAUUCCUGCUUUUUCGAGACAGAUUUCCUAGGGACAUUAAGGAUCAUGAUUUCUAUCAAUACCGGUUUAUUUUAAUCAAAACUUCAACAGCACAGUUAUUCGGUAGAUAUUUUGUUGUUUGUUAAAACAUAUACAGUACAGUGCCCACAAUAUAAUAUGAUUAUAGAAUUUGUGUCUGUAUUCAUUUCAUUAAUGUAUCAGUCUGUGAUUCUAUGACACUGAUAUUUUUUAUACUCUGCAGGUUCUGAAUGUUCAUGUAUUAACCCGAGUCAGUGUCCAGAGAAUGAUGCCCAGUUAUAUUGCGUCACAGUUGGAACUUCUGGAAAGCAAAGAACCGUUAAUCACUGCGCAUUAGCAACCAUAAAAUGUAGAAAUAUGAAAAUGGAAAUUCUUUAUAAUGGAGAAUGUACUUCGUAAAAAGGUCACAGUGAAUUAAUACUUAUUCAUACACACAUCCACAGAAAAAGUCAUGUAAUCCUGUCUGAUGAAAAAUGCUAACGUUUUAUAUUUACACUAGCUUUUUGUGGUCAUUAAUUGUAUUCAUAGUCUAAAGAGUUAUGUGAGGAUAACAUCCUGUAUUAAAUCAUCUUUCUGAUAUGUCAACAAUAUUCUACAAUUUUGCUAUAUACUUCAAGCAAUAAACAUUUUUAUAGUAACUAGUUCCAGAUUGUAUUUCUCUGUGUAAUAUACAUAUCAUGGCUCCGUACAUAUUAAAAUUGUUCUUACAUCUUAAUUUUUAAAAUUAUUCACUGUAAAUCAUUAAACACAGAUUAAUACUGUUAUGAUGUGCAACAAUACCGCUUAGUUUGUAACCCUCAAAGACUUACUGCUACUGAAAGCCAAUCAGAACCUGUUAUUUUUUCAAUUGAACUGAUUGUCUCCCAACUUACACUGUGCAGAGGAGAGUAAAAUGCAUGGAACGCCUCGUACUGCAGAAUAUUCUCAAUGCCCAAAGGAAAUCCAGAAAUAUAAUAGUAUAGUUUUGUACAGCAGAGUUAACAUUGUUGAAGGCAAUAUUUUAAAGUGCUCUAUGCAGUGGCAUACAUACGGGGGUCGCAGGGGUCGCGGCUGCGACCGGGCCCGGCCCACCAGGGUAUGUACCCAGAGUGGCCAGCCUCAGCUCCUGGGUGGCCCAGGAGCUGGCCACCUUAGGGCCCCCCGAGGCUGGCCCUGCUGUUACCUGGCGGGCAGGCGCGCGCGCGAAGGAGCACUCUCCCCUGAGUGCUUCCUCUUCACCUCCCUCGCGCACCACACUGAUACCCGAACUGGAAGAUGACGUCAGCUUCCAGCUCCGGCAUCAGUACGCAGCACGCGAGGGAGCUGAACAGGAAGCAUUCAGGGGAGAGUGCUCCCUCACGUGCGCGCCAGCCUGCCCGCUGGGUGACACCACUGGACCCCAGGGAAUCCCCUCAGCUCUCCCACAGGUAAGGAGGCUGGGGGAUUACAUUUUUUUUAAAAACGUGUGUGUGUGUUAGUGUUUGAGUGUGUUAGUGUUAGAGUGUAUGUGUGUGUUAGUGUGUGUAUGUGUUAGAGUGUGUGUGUGUGUUAAUGUUAGAGUGUGUGUUAGUGUUAGUUUUUGUGUUUGUGUGUGUCAGUGAGUGUGUUACUGAGUGUGUUAGUUUGUGUGCGUCUGUUAGUGGAACUCCAUUCCUUCCUUGCUUCCUCCUAUGCCCGCCUCCUAACCCCUGUCAAGGCCUUUUUUCGCUUAGCUGCGCUUUGGCUACAUGGGGCUACAUUACGUACCACAGGUAAAAACUGUUUGAUUAUUUAUAUUUGUAGUGGUUAUGGUGUUUGGAGUGUCCCUUUAAUUAGUUUACCUUGUAUCAUGAAUACUGUGUUUUAUCAAUAAAGAUGCAUUAAAAAUAUGAAAAGACAAAAACAUUUUAUUGGUUGGCAAAAAGAAAAAAAAUUACAAUUUAGUUUAAGAUGAGAAUCACAUGGCUUGACACACUGAAUUAGUGAGCUCUUACAAACUGUAAUGUUUUUAAGGAUGAAAGAAUCCUUGAACUGUUGAAAUGCUGAGUUGAUUUGACAUGCUUUGUAGCAGUUUGGAUAAAUGAAGCAUGCAGCACUGUGAUUUUUCUAUGUAUCACAAGGACUUAUGCUGACAAUUGCGACAUUCACCCCUUGGCACUUAAGGACUCCUGCCUCGCAUUCAGUCAGGGUUUGCGUUGUGCCAUCUACUUCAACACAAAUGCUGAUGCAUGUUCGUCGUUCAUCUAGACAGUGAAGGAAUACAAUAUAUUAAUGGGAAAGUCAUAUUGAAGGCAUAGUGAAACAGCAAAUGAUUAGACAAUAUCAAUAUUUUUC